Messenger RNA from Micromonas pusilla CCMP1545, 627 nucleotides. RefSeq lists its product as uncharacterized. Bases 1 to 627 code for a protein of 208 amino acids. The record is from RefSeq and is a predicted model, not a curated record. The transcript has a single exon. NCBI's taxonomy places the organism in Eukaryota, Viridiplantae, Chlorophyta, Mamiellophyceae, Mamiellales, Mamiellaceae.
AUGCACGACGCGUCCUCGGGCCCGCGCCGAGGGAGCGGCGCGCGCGCGCCGACGGUGACCCCCGCGGUCGCGGCGCUGCGAGGGUACUACGGCCUGGACGACGGCGCCGGGGAACGGUCGCCGCGCGGGGUCGCGACGCUGGCGCGCACGCAGAGCGGCGGCGACUUGCCGUCCUUCUCGAGCGGCGUCGGCGCGAUAGACAGCGACCUGCGACGGAGCUCUAGCCUCGCCGCGAGCGGCAGCGGCGUCGGCGGCGGCGUCGGCGGCGGCGGCGUCGGCGACGGGCGCGAGAAGAAGAAGUUCGCGAUGCGCGAGCCGGGGUCGUCGUUGGGAGGGAGAAGACAGGAGGGGGGAUUCCAAGGAAGAGACCGCGCGCUGAUGUCGCCGCCCAGAGUGGCGACGGCCUCGGGCGCGGCGAUCGUCCCGGGCGCGAACGUCGCGAGCGGCGGCGCGGGCGGGGGCUUCCUCGGGAAGCUGAAGUCGGCGGCGGCGGCGGCGGCGGCGGGCGGCGGCGGCGGCGGGGGAGGGGGGAGAGGCGGCGUCGGCGGCGCGUCGCGACCGCCCCACCCCGGGCAGAGCAUCGCGAAGAGAGCGGGAGGAAGAGGCGGGAAGGGCAAGGGAGAUUAG